CAGCCCCUACAGCUCCCAGCAUGCAAAGCGGCGGGGAGACCGCGCGGGCAGCCCUGGAUGCCCGCGAGCCCGGGGAGCGCGGCGCGGCGCUGCGGCCAUUCCCGCGCCGGGCCCCUCUCGGGCGCCAGGACCGCUGCCACGCGGGCUUCCGAUCGCCGAUUCAGUCUCCAAGGUCCUCCCCAUCAGUUGGAAUCAACAAGGAAACCCUACAGGGUGAAAUUAAAGAGCUGAAAGAGAAGGACCUCGCUCUGGACCAGGAAAUUGCACAGUUAUUGGCUGAAGGCUACAGCCUGGAUGAAUUGGAGAAACACAUCUCUCUGCUCCAUGAAUACAAUGAUAUUAAAGAUGCUGGACAGAUGCUGCUGGGCAAGCUGGCUGUGAUCCGAGGACUUACCACAAAGGACCUCUAUCCUGAAUUUGAUCUAGAACUCAGUGACUAGCACUGAUAUGGAGGACUACAGUUUCCUUUAGCUAUUGGACCUUUGUACGUAGGUGACUGAUACAUUCGGAACCUGUAUACCAGGGCAAUAAAUACGUAGACUUUCAAGGGUGCUGUCUACCGCCUUAGAUCUGUGAAUAACUGAAUUCUAGAACACAAAAGCUAUUGAAUUAAUUGCCUGUUUUCAGGGAAGGAACAUCCUUCUCUUCUGGAAUGAGGAUGUUUUGGGUGAUGUCAGUUUUUGACUUCUCUUCUUGGUGAGAGUUAAAAAAAAAAACAAAAAACCAAACAACUUACGGAAGAUUGUAAUUCAGAGUUCAUGUUAACCCCUUUCCCAGCUGGCCCUCACAUCUGGACAAUGUGACAAGGGUUACUGGGAGGAUGGAAUGAGACAGCAGUUGUUGGUAAGUGGGCAGAUGAAAGGCCAGAAGGACUGGGGGAACAUGCAGUGUGACAGGUUAAAAAAACACUAAGUAGGAAAGGACCUGCUGAGAGUAAUGUGCUUGUAGGCCUUACCCUCAUGUUGUGGGUGUUCAGCCUCUUAAGUGUCCCACUGGAUUGGGUUCUAGAAGGCAGUUAUGGUUGUGCAUUAUUUGUAAUAUUAAAUAAAUGGAAAAGCCUGAACUUGUGUUAAGGUAUCUAAUUUGAAUAAGUUGGCUCGUGUUUCUCAGCCACUCCCUUUACCAGCCUGUAGAGAUGCUAAGGAGAAUGCUAUCAUGUUCCCUGGUAGUGAACUAACUUGUAGACAGACACUUCCCGAGAGGCAGCAACGGGGUCAGUAUUAGCACCAACGCUGCUAGCUGCAGGCAACAGUGGACACAAGGAGAGACCCUCUCCUGAUUUCCAGGUGCCUGGCUGCAGCUAACUUCAGCAGCAUCUUGAGAUGAGCAAAACUUGUAGCAGAGAAUAUUAACGCUGCAAAGUAGGGCAUUAGAGUUGAUAACUUUAUGUUUUGGCAUUUUUUUCCUGUUACCUUGAUGCUUUCCCCUUCUGCCUAUGCACUCUGCUAGGGACCUAAACUCCAUGGAUGGAGUCCUGCAGAAAAGUCAUGUGAUCCAGGGAUCCCGGUUUUCUCUGAUAAAACCCCCAAAACUCUCUGAUUAAAAUCCCUGUUUUUCCAUGAUUAAACUGAAAUGCUACUCUAUAUAGGUAUCGGUUGACUACAAUGUUUUAUUGAUAAAUUUACAGUUCUAAAGUAAUUUGAAAGCCUACUGGUGCCUUAAUCAUUAUAAAAAUUUUUACAUACCUGUA
Molecule: messenger RNA, 1690 nt
Organism: Alligator mississippiensis (American alligator)
Lineage: Eukaryota; Metazoa; Chordata; Crocodylia; Alligatoridae
Gene: SWI5
Product: SWI5 homologous recombination repair protein
Exons: 5
Coding region: 21-440 (139 amino acids)
Biological process (GO): double-strand break repair via homologous recombination
Cellular component (GO): Swi5-Swi2 complex; Swi5-Sfr1 complex
Source: RefSeq, a predicted model, not a curated record